Marasmius oreades (fairy-ring Marasmius) is the source of this 1244-nucleotide messenger RNA. RefSeq lists its product as uncharacterized. The transcript is spliced from 7 exons. The record is from RefSeq and is a predicted model, not a curated record. Lineage: Eukaryota; Fungi; Basidiomycota; Agaricomycetes; Agaricales; Marasmiaceae. The coding region runs from base 162 to 1244 and encodes 360 amino acids.
CGUGAGACGAAGUCUACCUAGACGUUCCUCCGUGUUCCUCCUCACAUUCGAUAUAUUUUCUUCAAUGGAACAGACGCGUGCGGAAGAGCACGUUUUAAUCUUUUCAGCGUCUUUAGUCCGAGGCCUCAUGUUCUUAGUGCCUGUCAUUCUUCUCCGCAGCCAUGCAGCAGCCAAACUACGCACCUUACUACAAUCAACAAGGAUACUAUCCAAAUAACCCAUAUUAUCCCCAAUAUCAAUCUCAAUGGCCUGCUGCUGCACGCCAGACACCUUACACCCAUCCUUCCUUCUUUCCUCAGUCAUCUCAGGGACCUCAGCAACGAUACAAUUACUCGCAACCUCCGCCCGGUUCUUCGGUGCCCUUGAAGUCGAAUUUAAAGCGCCAUGGUACAGCUCCAGCUACCACCAGUGCGACUCCAGCCGUGCCAACACAAACGCCUAAGCGCAGGAAGAGAACAAAAUCGAACCCUCAGGACCCUUCAAAGGUGGCCGAGACGACUCAGCAUGAGCACCAGCGCACGUCCUCGAAUACAAAGGCGCCGCCACAGAUGUCUGAUUAUCCAACUCGAACGUUUCUGUCCUUAAGUGGUUCCGAUGAGAUUCAUAUCGAGAAUAUAUCCACGUACGCUAUGAAUGAAAUAAGAGCGACAAUAUUUCCCAAAUGGCCCCACGGUAUGGUUUUGGAUGAGCUCAAGGACCUAAAAUGGAAGAUCAAAUUUAGUGGUUCUCCCUGGAAUACGAGUGGGCCGAGUGCGACGAAAGCUUGGGAAAUGUUGCUCGCUCUAUUUACCCUUUUCUCAAGACGAGGAUAUUCUUUCCAAACUUCAAUAUCUAUUGGAACUUCGACACCACGGCUAGUUUUUCUCGCAACCGAAAUCGACUCAUCCAGCCAUUUUUUCUUUGCCCACCCCUUGAAUGGGGGAAGGAAAAUCACUUUCAUUGACCCCCCGACGCGCAUACAACUUCACCUCUUUCCUUACCUGCAAGAGACUUCAGACCUCAGUGGCCACAUAGAGGCCAAAUUCGACGAAGAAGGCACGACUUUUUCGAUCGAGUUGAGGCAGGGUUUGUACACUGCUCAUAGCAUCACCCCGGCACACUUGUUAGUGGAAACCCUUCAGAAAUUAGAGGAACUCAACGUUCAAUUGGAAACUUCAAUCCCCAUGGCGCGUAAAGGUCCAUUCGCAAAACUUGGAUUUGGAGAACGGCCGGAAUUUUAUCUCUUCAAAGCAGUUUCGACAUAG